AUGGAGACCCUAGGUGCUAUCAUUGGUGUCUUCGUAUUGACGAUCCUUCUGAAAUGGAGGUUCGAUCCGCUCUACUCCAUCCCGGCGAUCGGGCCAUCCUUUCCUGUGCUGUCAUACAUAGGUGCUUACCGGUAUUGCACGAAUACUCGUGCAGUCCUUGAAGAAGGCUAUUCCAAGUAUAAUGUCUUUAAAGUUGCGAUGCUCGACCAGUGGCUCGUCGUCGUGAGUGGUGCCGACUUGAAUGAAGAGCUAUCCAAGGUCCCGGAGUCGUAUGCGACCUCUCACAAGGCAGCUCAAGACCUUUCUCAACUACGAUACACCUUCUCUGAGAGUGUCGCUGACCAACCCAUUCAUGUCACUACCAUUCGCGGCCCUUUAACAAAGAACCUGGGUAUUAUCUUCGAUGAUGUCGUAGACGAGGUCCAUGCUGCAUUUGCUGACACCAUCGGGAGCAAGAUGCAGGGGGAUGAUUGGAUUAGCAUAGCCCCUAUGACGGUUAUGUCGGUCAUUAUCUCUCGCGCCAGCAAUCGUGUUUUUGUCGGUCUUCCCUUGUGUCGGAACGAAGAUUACCUGAACAUUGUUCGCGGGUUCACCUUUGAUGCGUUGAAUGCACGCUUCAUCCUUAGUCUGUUCCCCAAAUCAAUGAAGGGUAUUAUUGGCCCGUUCAUCCCCUGGGCACGCAGAGCAACUCGGAAGGCAUCCGUGUACAUCCGGCCCAUCAUUGAAGAUCGGAUUAACAAGCUGAGGGAACUGGGCGAGAAAUGGGCGGACAAACCGAAGGACUAUAUUACGUGGGCAAUGGAAGAGGCUGAACGAGAGGGCCAGCCUACCCAAGUUGUUAUCGAAAGCCUCAUGUUCGCGAACUUUGCUGCUAUACACACAUCCAGCAAGAGCAUGACACAAGCGCUGUAUCACCUCGCAGAGUGCCCCGUACUUGCUGCGCCUUUGCGUGAGGAGGUCGAGGAAGUGAUCAGGGAUCACGGCUGGACCAAGGUUGCGAUGAGCAAGAUGUGGAAGCUCGACAGCUUCAUGCGCGAGUCGCAGCGCUUCAACGGCAUCACCCAUAUCGCUAUCAUGCGGAAGACGUCGCAGGACACGACCCUCUCCGACGGGACGGUCAUACCCGCCGAGACCCUUGUCGCGGGCGCGUCGACGGCGACACAUCACGAUGCGCGCAACUACGAGAAUCCCACAGUGUUCGACCCGUUCCGCUUCGCGAAUAUGCGCGCGGAGGACGAUGCGCACAUCAAGCAUCAGUUCGUCAGCACCUCACCAGGAUAUGUAGCCUUCGGGCAUGGGAAAUACGCUUGCCCGGGCCGAUUCUUCGCGGUAAACGAGCUGAAGGUUAUGAUGGCGUAUAUUUUGCUACACUACGACGUCAAGUUCAAGCCUGGGCAGGAGAGGCCAGAGAACUCGUCGCGCUGGCAUGUCGUCGUCCCGGGACAUGCGGAUGUGCUCUUCAAAAAGCGACUACCGGUGCCUGCUUGA
Molecule: messenger RNA, 1488 nt
Organism: Rhodofomes roseus
Lineage: Eukaryota; Fungi; Basidiomycota; Agaricomycetes; Polyporales; Fomitopsidaceae
Product: cytochrome P450
Exons: 10
Coding region: 1-1488 (495 amino acids)
Molecular function (GO): iron ion binding; monooxygenase activity; heme binding
Source: RefSeq, a predicted model, not a curated record